Pomacea canaliculata is the source of this 1576-nucleotide messenger RNA. Its product is annotated as pyridoxal 5'-phosphate synthase subunit SNZERR-like. Bases 264 to 1256 code for a protein of 330 amino acids. The record is from RefSeq and is a predicted model, not a curated record. Gene Ontology annotation, biological process: pyridoxal 5'-phosphate biosynthetic process; pyridoxine biosynthetic process; amino acid metabolic process. Gene Ontology annotation, molecular function: amine-lyase activity. The transcript has 9 exons. Lineage: Eukaryota; Metazoa; Mollusca; Gastropoda; Architaenioglossa; Ampullariidae.
GGUGGUGCGUGCGGGUGUUUAUCUGUGGCCCAAGCAUCACACGUGUUGUUUCCACAGAUCAGCUGACACAAGGUGGUGACAGCCCAGCCACGAGCCUGCAGUGACCGGCCAUACGACCGCCACCACAAGUUGUGACCGACGACAGUCUACACCGACACCUCCAGCUCUCGACCACCGCAGUGUCUCUCCUCCUCCAGGUGUUUGGCAUCAGCAAACUCUCUGCGCACACUAACGGACUUGUUGUUCAUCUCCAGACCAGCGCCAUGAACGGAGCCGUGACAGACGUCACCAACUUGGUGGUCACUGAGGCCGCAAGUACACCUGGCAAACAGACAGGUACAUUCAAGGUGAAGGCCGGGCUGGCACAGAUGACCAAAGGGGGGAUAAUCAUGGACGUCACCACGGCGGAAGAAGCCAGAAUAGCAGAGGAAGCGGGGGCAUGCGCGGUGAUGGCGCUAGAGCGCGUGCCAGCAGACAUCAGGCGACAGGGGGGCGUGGCCAGGAUGACGGAUCCCAAGCUCAUCAAGGAGAUCAUCGACGCCGUGACCAUCCCUGUGAUGGCCAAGUGCAGGAUCGGACACUUCGCCGAGGCCCAGAUCCUUGAAUCACUUGGGGUCGACAUGGUAGACGAGUCGGAAGUUCUAACGCCUGCUGACGAGGAAAAUCAUGUGGACAAGCAUGCCUUCACCGUGCCCUUUGUGUGCGGGGCACGUGAUCUCGGCGAGGCACUGCGCAGAAUUAGCGAGGGCGCCGCCAUGAUUCGCACCAAGGGCGAGGCUGGAACAGGUGACGUUUGCGAGGCCGUACGUCACGCCCGGACCAUCCAGCGCCAGAUUCGAACCGCGCAAGCGCUGGACCACACAGAACUGUACUCCUAUGCUAAGGACCUCCGUGUGCCCUUUGACCUCCUGCAGAAGACGGCGCAGUUAGGACGUCUGCCGGUUGUCAACUUCGCCGCCGGUGGACUGGCCACGCCGGCUGACGUGUCGCUGCUGAUGCAGCUGGGAGUUGACGGCGUCUUUGUGGGAUCCGGGAUCUUCAAAAGCUCUGACCCUACGAAACGCGCACGAGCCAUGGCACAAGCGGUGACGCACUUCCGCAAUCCCAAGGUGCUGGCGGAACUCAGCGAGGAUUUGGGCGAGGCCAUGUUCGGCACACCUGUCAACCAGCAGCGACGUGACGUCACAUCCAGCCAGGAGAAGGACAAGCUAUGGGAGGCCACUCUUGCCCGCCAAAAGUUCCAAAGCACGGCGUGACCUCAAGGUCAGCACGUUCAUGUGCGCGUGCAGCGCCACCUACACCCGCCAGGGGACUGCAGCUGUGUUUGUCGUGGUUACUCUGUAUGAUGUGAUGUUACAUCACUCAAACAUUUGUGGCAGAUAAUGAGGAUCGACUUGUAGUGACGUGUUUCCCGUGCUCACCAAUAGCUGACCCACCGAUGGACGUCACAGUCCCUUGGCUACGAGACGACCAGAACUUUCUUUGCAAUUAAUUUUGACUAAUUAUUUGUGACUCUAAUCUUACUACUGAAACUCUCGUCUUGACAGUCUCAAUAAACAUGCUAUUAGCAGGCGAG